AUGGCUUCUUCUUCAAUGGGCUGGUCCGAACUUCUACCUGAACUAAUGGAACUCAUCCUAGAUCGACUCACCUCUCUCUCCGACCAUCUUCGUUUUGCUUCUGUAUGCUCCUCAUGGCGAUCAUCAGUAGUUAGUAAUCGCUGUCCCCGUCGUCAUCGUCUACUUCCGUUUCUGAUGCUUCCCCCUGCUGACAAAGAAAAAGACAACAACACUACUAAAAUCCGACCUUUCUUUAAUCUUUCAAGUCGCAAGAAGAUUGAUAAACUUCACAUCCCAGAGAUUCAGAAUAAGUGGUGUUGUGGAUCUUCUCAAGGCUGGCUAUUAACAGUGGAUGCAUUCAAAUGCCCCCCAAGGAUUCAGCUAUUCAAUCCAGUAACUAGAGAUAGUAUCCAGCUUCCUUCCGUUUCCAAAUUCACCUUUCAACCACGAAAAUAUCCGCCGCCUCAACAACCGAGCAGUGUGCAUUACAUCCACAAGGCAGUUCUAUCUUCGGAUCCUUAUUCUACAGACUCCUCCUACAUUGUUGUAGUCAUUGUGACUAAUCAGAGAUGGUUGGCUUAUUGGAAACCAGGAGCUGAUAGGUGGAGUACCAUAGAUGAUGAACAAUGGGUUUGUUUUGAAGAUAUUAUAUUCUACAAGGGACUACUCUAUGCCGUUAGCAAUCACGGACAUGUUGUAACUUAUGACUUCACUUCUUCUUCUGAAAAAACAAACUCAAUCCCAAUUCCAAUCCCAAUCGGGAAGGAAAUCAGUGGUUGGGAACGGAGAAUAUGCGACAUGUCUUAUUUGGUGGAAUCAUUAGGGGAACUAUUCCUUGUUUUAAGGCAUUACAAGUGGCGUUACGAGGACGACGAAGAAGUUGAUAUUGACAACAGCGAAGAUGCCGAUUAUUACAAAGAUAUCGUCGUCCAUCCACCAUUCAAAUCCAAAACUAUCAAGUUUUGGGUUCGCAAAUUGGAUGAUGAGGAGAACAAGCCAGCAAAGUGGAUCCCAAUUCAAAGCAUUGGGGAUGAUCGUAUUUUGUUUUUGGGAAAUAACAGCUCAAUUUCAGUCUCUGCCCAAGAAUUUGAAUUUCCAGAAUGCUGCUGCAAGGGGAACUCCAUCUAUUUUAAUGAUGACCACGAUUAUGGACCCUUUGAAGCACCACAGAACGGUUACCAUGACAUGGGGGUUUUCAACUUCGAGACUCGCCGUGUAGAAUCAUUUCUUGAUGAUCAGUCAUCGUCCCCUCCUCCUAUUCUGCGUACUCCUACCUUUUGGUUUACUCCUGGACCUAUUGGAAGUGCAUCCAUCAACUUCAUAUGUAAAUUGUUUAAUGUUGAUUAA
Messenger RNA from Telopea speciosissima, 1326 nucleotides. RefSeq names its product F-box protein SKIP23-like. The transcript has a single exon. NCBI's taxonomy places the organism in Eukaryota, Viridiplantae, Streptophyta, Magnoliopsida, Proteales, Proteaceae. The record is from RefSeq and is a predicted model, not a curated record. Gene Ontology annotation, molecular function: protein binding. Bases 1 to 1326 code for a protein of 441 amino acids.